AUGGCGCCUGGGGGCCAAAAGGGCGAUGAUCAGGUCAGGAGGCCGGAGAUGAUUACUUUGAUCGAUGGGGAGACGCAAUACUUCUUGGCAGGGGCGGAGCUGGAUGGGAAGAAUGUGAAUGGACACGCGGAUUGGUUCGGAUGCUCCGAGGUAUCAAUGCGGGAGAGCAUAUGUCAAUAUACGGUUGCGGCAGACGACUCCACAUCGGAGUACCCGUGCCUCGUGGUCGAGGAUCUGUUGGAGGAUGAGAGAUUUUGCCAUCUCCCAUUCGUCAAUGGCUCCGUCGCUGCCUACCGGUUCUAUGCUGGCACUCCCAUCGCUACAAGCCGUGGGGUAAAGAUCGGGUCUUUCUUCUUGUUGGACGUCAACCCACGACCUGAAGGUCUAAAUAUGGAGCAGCGGAGAGUUAUGCGCCAAUCAGCGGCAAGCGUCAUGAAACAUUUGGAGAUGCACCGGGAGGCUGCGGAGAGGAGACGCGUCUCUCUCAUGAGCCACGGUAUAGCACGGUUCCUUGAGAGCAAGUCCCGUGACGGUGAUGAUGAUGAACCCAAGACUCGAGCAUCAUCGGAUACGGAACAUGUACUCAACGAGAAAGGACGUGUUCAAGAGGAUUCGGAAAGACCACCCGCGCAGACCAAAGACCCGGUCAAACGUACACUCGAGAGCGCCGCCAUCAUCCUACGGGAGUCGCUGGAGAUCGAGUCGGGUGGAGUCAUGUUUCUUGACACCGCUGUCGGUUUCAGCGAAGCCGGCUAUACGGACGCAUACUCCGACCCGAAUACUUCAAUCGCACGGAGCACCGAGGCCGCGGAUGGAAAAGAUGACAGGCCCGUCUUCCGGCACAACCGAGAGCUCCCUCAAGCGGCCCACUCGUCUUCCGACCCGGAACCACAUGAGGGGCAAAUCAGAAGCUCUGACGAUCGCAACCCUGCCGCCGAAAUCAUGGCAAUGUCGACGAGCACGGAACAUCAGCCCGCCCGGCCUGCAAAGAAUGUACUGGACUGUAAGACCCUUCAGACCUUGCUCAACAUGUACCCCAAAGGCAACGUUUGGUAUUUCGACAAAGGAGACUACUUCUCGUCUUUGGAGCAGGUUGAGCUGCACGACGUCCAAGACAGGUCAAGUGAAUCCGGCCGCCACCGAGUUGACGUGAAAAGGCGAAUGUCCGAGGAGAUCGCCGAAGCCACGUUGUUGAGACGGAAAUUUGAAAGCUCUCGACAAAUCGUUUUCCUUCCCAUGUGGGACGCAGCCACCAAAAGAUGGUACGCCGGCUGUUUGGUAUGGAGCCACUCCGCGGUACCGGUGUUCACCGUCCACUCGGAGAUCGCAUACCUUGCCGCAUUUACAAACUCGGUCACCAUGGAGAUCAGCCGCCUCGAUGUCAUCAGGGCGGACCAAGCCAAAGCGGACUUUAUCAGCAGCAUAUCACACGAGUUUCGAAGCCCUCUGCAUGGCAUCCUUGCGAGUGCCGAAUUCUUGCGGGAGCUGACCGAUGACGAAACGCAGUCGGAGUUGAUAUCGACCGUUCAAAACUGUGGCCGUACUUUACUCGAAACCAUCAAUCACGUUUUUGAAUUCAGCAAAAUCAAUUCCUUCGAAGCAUCCAGAUCCACUUCCGGACAAGGCCGUCCGUUGCCGAACGAAUUGCAUUCCGUUACAAACAUGGCGAUUCUAUGUGAAGAGGUUGUCGACGGCAUGGUCGUCGCGAAGAAUUUUGAUGACAUCACGACCUCUGGUGAUUUGCCCAGAGGGCCUCGAUCUUUGUCGCAGGUGGUCAAGGCCUUGGGGAAGCCGGUAGAGGUCGUCAUGGACUUUGAGGAGCGAGAUUGGCGAUUCCUUACACAGCCCGGAGCCAUUCGUCGAAUCAUCAUGAACAUAUUCGGUAACGCACAAAAGUACACCGACAAUGGCUUCAUACAGAUCUCUCUCCGAGCGGAGGACCCGGUCAGGGCGCGUGCAAGAGGGGUCAAGGGUAUGUCUGCUGAGAAAUGCGCAGUCUCUUUGACGGUCAAAGACUCUGGACGUGGCAUAUCGAAUGAGUAUCUUCGGCACAGACUCUAUACCCCUUUCGCGCAAGACGACACCUUCGCUUCUGGGGUUGGCCUGGGACUCUCCAUCGUUUGGAGCAUUGUUCAACAGCUGGGAGGUGUCAUUGCGGUGCGCAGUCUACAAGGCAAAGGGACAGAAGUCGAGAUCUGCCUUCCAAUGGAAAAGCCGGAGCAUUCACACGGGUGUGAUAUUCCAGAACCCAGCAUUGGAAACCCUCAAGAUGCCGAUGACACAUUGGAAUCACUCAAGAAGGUUGCCGUCGGAAGUACUGUCGCGCUCCAGCGACCUCCGAAUAUGCGUGGAGAUCCUGCCAACGGUCAGGACAUCAUUUUGAACCACGUCGGGAACUACAUGUCGGAUUGGUAUGGGUUUACGGUAACCGCCUUCGCCGACUGGGGUACCAUACCAAACGCAGACGUGGUGAUCGCUUUGGAGGCCCACGAGCCUUGCACCACUUCGGCGUUGUCUCACCUGGGGAAUCAACAUAUUCCGACACUUCUACUCAACGGGACCCUUACGUCAAAGGGUCAUCAACGGUAUCCGGCUGGGAUGGUUGUCGGGCAUGUUACCCGUCCCAUUGGGCCGUACAAACUCGCGCGGCACCUACUGUCUAUACUUCAGCCACGUACGGAGAUGGUCAUUCCAGGUCCUGCGGAACCUGUGUCUUUGGUUGGAAAUGAGAACGACAACCAACGACCACAAGAACGGCCCCAACAUCUGUCGGUCAUCUCGGAUCCUCAGCGGCCUGCUGCCAACGAAUUUGAGGGCGAUUUGGUGCAAAGAUUCAAUUCGAUGGAAGUCGGGCAUACAGAUGCUACCUCGUCACGCAAAGAGGCCAACCAGAAAGGAAAACCCAAUGGAGGAUUGCGAAUCUUAGCUGUGGAUGACAAUGAAAUCAACUUGCAACUCCUACAACGCUUCCUUUCAAAGCGGAAAGAUGACGUUAUCCACAGUGCGCGCGAUGGGUUUGAGGCUGUGGAAGCGGUCCAGAAGGCAGUUGAACCGUACGAUGUCGUAUUCAUGGAUAUCUCCAUGCCUGGAAUGGAUGGGUUCGAGGCGACGAGAAAGAUUCGCCGGUUUGAAACCGAGGGCGCCGCCGAUGAGAAGGAACAUGAUGAGCCACAGUUCAGUCAACGAUCGCGAAAAGACGCCCGCUCAUACAUUGUGGCUCUCACCGGUCUCGGUGCGAGUCGCGAUCGGGAGGAAGCCACGAAAUGCGGUUUCGACGAAUACCUGACCAAGCCGAUUCCAUUUCGAAAGGUUGGUGAACUACUCAAGGAGCGAGUGGCAAAAAGACGCCGUGACGCGCCUGUCUAA
Letharia lupina is the source of this 3366-nucleotide messenger RNA. RefSeq lists its product as uncharacterized. The transcript is spliced from 4 exons. The coding region runs from base 1 to 3366 and encodes 1121 amino acids. Gene Ontology annotation, molecular function: phosphorelay sensor kinase activity. The record is from RefSeq and is a predicted model, not a curated record. Gene Ontology annotation, biological process: phosphorylation; phosphorelay signal transduction system. NCBI's taxonomy places the organism in Eukaryota, Fungi, Ascomycota, Lecanoromycetes, Lecanorales, Parmeliaceae.